AUGUCUGGUGAAGACGCCCAAAUCCCUCCAUCAACCAGUGAAUCAACACCUAAUAGAGAUUCAGGUCUUCCUCAAUCGAGUCCCUAUUAUGUGCAUCCGGCUAACAACCCCACAACUGUCAUAUUCACUCCUCUUCUCACUGAUGAUAGCUAUUGCAUCUGGGAGAGAAAAAUCAUAAAAUCCCUAAGUGCCAAAGCUAAACUAGGCUACAUUGAUGGAUUCAUUCCCAAACCGACAGAUCCAAUUGAUCUGCUCCAUUGGACUCGAGCAGAUGAUUUAGUUGGUAGCUGGGUUGAAAACUCCGUUUAUCCAGUUACCAAAUCCAGUGUGAUGUCGUUCCCAUCUGCACGAGCACAAUGGUUGGAUAUUAAAAACCGUUUUUCUCAUACCAAUGCACCAGAGAUUUUUUCCAUGAAACAAUCAAUUUCUUCCCUGAAACAAGAGAAUCUGAACGUUGCGAUGUACUUCACCUAA
Molecule: messenger RNA, 474 nt
Organism: Papaver somniferum (opium poppy)
Lineage: Eukaryota; Viridiplantae; Streptophyta; Magnoliopsida; Ranunculales; Papaveraceae
Exons: 1
Coding region: 1-474 (157 amino acids)
Source: RefSeq, a predicted model, not a curated record